CCUGAUGAAAUUGAGUUACUUUUCUAUCCUAGAAAUAUCGUAAGAGAAGAAAAAGAAUGUUACGCCCAAUUCUUCCCAUCCUUUCCGUUGGUCAACAACCAAAAAAAGAAAAGUCCACUUUCGUUUUUCACUAGUCCUACAGGCAGGAAGGAAGGACUCCCUUUCUCUUUCUUUCUGGAGGGAAUCAUUUUCUAUAUUCGAAUAGAAUCCAAAAAAUGCCAAAGAUCCUUCGACCCAACUCUCCUCAUCUUCCUAUUUAUAAGCCACAGCUUACUUCGACGUUUCCAAUUUCCCAUAGAAUCUCCGGAGCUUUCCUAGCCACUAUCGUUUUCUUUUUUUAUCUUCUUUGUCUUAAAAUAGGUUUGAUUUGCUUCACCUAUGAGAAUGUCUACCAAUUCUUCUUUUUUUCAUCAAAGCUCAUCCUAAUCUCCGUUGGGAUUAUUGCCUUUUUUUCCUUUUACCAUAUUUCUAAUGGAAUUCGUCAUUUAUAUUUGGUUUUUUCUUCUUCGACCUAUUCGAUUUUUAUGCCCUUUUUCAUUUUCAUAAUAAUAGGAAUACUCCUGUUUUAUGAAAAUGAGGUGGUUUCGUAUUGUGAAGGCCUCCACGCCUUCUCCUCCCCUAAGACUCCUCAGGAGGCAGGAACUCCCCCCCAGGAGGAUCCGGUUCCUGAACCGAUGCCUCCUGAGAUUCCACAAUUGGACCCACCUCUUGUUUCGGACGAGGACCGGAGGCAAAUCCUGUACCGACGCUUUCUUUUUCUGAAUCUCGGGGGGGAUACCAACCUACACCGGAUGAUAUCUAUCAUUGAUCUACAAUUGAUAGUCGAGCGGAGCAUCGAGGCUGCAUUGGUGGAUGAUGGGAUUCACCCCACCGACAUUAUCCCCAGGUAUGCCAAUAUUCGCGGGAUUAUCCAUUCUCCGCAAGGAUCACUUUUGAGCGAGCGAACCUAUGGUUCAUACGUGAACCAGAUAAGGGAACAGGGUACACGACAAAGUGUGCCCUAUCAACGGAUUAGGAGAGCCAUUCUCUCCUAUGAUCUUGUGUUCCCGCGGCAAUGAGCCAUGAAGAGCUCUAUUUCUUGGUUGUAGCCUUUAAAGUCCUAGAAGGCGAGGCCCCCCUACCUCCAUCAGGGGUUUGGGGAAAUUUCCCAUGACAAGCAGGACCCUUCACAGCUAAUCGAUCUAUCACUCAAUCCCAGGCCGUUCCGUCAUUGUCUGAUUUUUUGUUGUCUGAUCACACUCGAAAUUAUGUAUCUACUUAUCGUAUUUUUGCCCCUCCUCGGUAGUUCCGUAGCAGGUUUUUUCGGACGUUUUCUAGGAUCAGAAGGAACCGCUAUAAUAACCACCACGUGCCUUUCAUUUUCUUCGAUCUUAUCUUUGAUUGCUUUUUAUGAAGUCGCACCGGGAGCUAGUGCUUGCUAUCUAAGAGUUGCUCCAUGGAUCUCAUCGGAAAUGUUUGAUGCUUCUUGGGGCUUCUUUGGCGACCGUGAAGUCACCGGAUGAAUUGCCGAGUAAAUAGAUCAGAUCCGGGCGCGGCUGUUGCUCCGCGGCGCUACGGGCUCGACCCGCUCCUACCCACCCUGGGGCACCAUAGCAUGUCGGGAAUAAGGGGGGACAUACUGGACGUAAGCACUCCCUUGGUUGGGGGCGCCCUCCCUUUCGAUCGAUACACAGUUGAGGAGGCCGAUCACGAACGCUACAGGUGUGGGAGCGAUCCUGGUCAGGGAAGGCUAAAACGGCGCCUCGCAUAUGGGUAGCAAGAGGGCGCUUAUGCCCCGACGGUGGGGCCUUAUGGGGAAGGGCCCAGCCCAAUAGGGGCAGCACACCCCCCACUUCAAGCGCACCUCUGUAUCGACAGAAUCACUCUAAGGGUCUAGUCGGUGGAACCGGUGAACCACGCGAGCUGGUUAGAUGCGUGGGGCAGAGGGCUCGUAGUACCCCCUUUUCUUGAUCGAUCCUUUUCUUCGCUCCGGUAGUGAAUCACCUACUCAAAAAAUGGGCAGGCCUGCACGCCUUAUUUUAGACUACUUUUAGACUACUAAGGCAGGCGGUGGACUCUUUCAUGUUGGAAGGGGAGAAGGGGCCUAAGCACGGCAGA
Andrographis paniculata is the source of this 2097-nucleotide messenger RNA. RefSeq lists its product as uncharacterized. Gene Ontology annotation, biological process: tricarboxylic acid cycle; mitochondrial electron transport, succinate to ubiquinone. Bases 216 to 1058 code for a protein of 280 amino acids. Lineage: Eukaryota; Viridiplantae; Streptophyta; Magnoliopsida; Lamiales; Acanthaceae. The record is from RefSeq and is a predicted model, not a curated record. Gene Ontology annotation, cellular component: membrane. The transcript has a single exon. Gene Ontology annotation, molecular function: electron transfer activity; succinate dehydrogenase activity.